GGUUUAGAGAGAGAGAGAGAGAAUAAAUCAAAGAGAAGACAGGAAAGGAGCAGAGCACGCCCCAUGAGACUCUUCUUCCUCAUUCAUUCUUCACAUAAACACCAUCAUCUCUUUAUUUCUUCCUCCAACACCCCUCCUUUCUGAAUUAAAUCCAUUUUUAUACCCAUAUCUCUAUAUCUAUAUCUAUAUCUAUAUCUAUAUCCAUAUCAUAUUUGUUGUCAGAUAGGGGGCCUGUAAAUAUGAUGAAGAUUGAGGGUAUGAUGGAAAAAGGGGUGUUGGAUGAUAUCAUAAGGAGAUUGUUAGAAGGUAAAGGAGGGAAACAGGUGCAGUUAUCUGAGGCAGAGAUUCGUCAGCUAUGCAUUAACUCCAGACAAAUCUUCCUUUCCCAGCCUAAUCUCCUUCACCUCCGUGCUCCCAUCAGGAUUUGUGGUGAUAUACAUGGUCAAUACCAAGACCUAUUGAGGCUAUUCGAAUACGGUGGUUUUCCGCCCUCUGCAAAUUAUCUCUUUCUUGGUGAUUAUGUUGAUCGAGGGAAGCAAAGUUUGGAGACGAUAUGUUUAUUGCUUGCUUUCAAGAUAAGGUAUCCUGAUAAAGUGUUCCUCUUGAGAGGAAACCAUGAAGAUCCCAAAAUUAAUCGAAUUUAUGGGUUCUAUGAUGAAUGUAAAAGGAGAUUUAAUGUCCGUCUUUGGAAGAUAUUUACGGACUGCUUUAACUGUUUGCCUAUUGCUGCAAUAGUCGACGAAAAGAUCCUUUGCAUGCAUGGAGGACUUUCCCCGGAUCUUGAGAAAUUAAGUCAAAUAGAGGAACUUGAGAGGCCUACGGAAAUCCCAGAUAAUGGGCUCCUGUGUGAUCUACUGUGGUCUGAUCCUACUCACGUAGCGGAUGGCUGGUCGGAUAGUGAUCGAGGUGUUUCAUGUACUUUUGGAGCUGAUAUCGUUCAUGAAUUUCUUAGGAAGAACAAUCUGGACCUUAUUUGCAGAGGUCAUCAGGUGGUAGAGGACGGCUAUGAGUUUUUCGCAAAAAGAAGACUCGUUACAAUAUUUUCAGCUCCAAACUAUGGAGGAGAGUUUGACAAUGUGGGUGCAUUAUUGAGCGUUGAUGAAUCUUUGGUGUGUUCUUUUGAGAUCCUGAAACCAAUUGAUAAUGGGCAAAAACCGGGCACUUCUAAGGUGCCUCUUAAAAAGCCACCCAAAAUGGGAGCAGCCUAACAUGAAGAGGUUGUGUGAAUUAGGAAAUGAACAAUAAGUUUGAUUAUUUGGGAGGAUGAAAGCAGCAGGCCAUAGGAACUGAGAUGCAAUCAAGGAAUACCCUUUUUUAGGUUUAAAAAAGUGAAUAGAUGUGAGUUAUGAUUUUCCAUUUUUCUUGUGGAGAUGAUGAUGAUGAUGUGUUGUGGCCUCUUGAGAUCCCUUUGCAAUUUGGUUCAUUGUUUGUUUGAUGAUCCAUUGGCUUCUACCUCAUCUUCUUGUACCUUAUUUUGAAAUUCAUAAUUUGAAUUUGAAUUUGAAUUUGGGUUUUGAUCA
Molecule: messenger RNA, 1520 nt
Organism: Cynara cardunculus var. scolymus (artichoke)
Lineage: Eukaryota; Viridiplantae; Streptophyta; Magnoliopsida; Asterales; Asteraceae
Product: serine/threonine-protein phosphatase PP1 isozyme 9-like
Exons: 4
Coding region: 240-1208 (322 amino acids)
Cellular component (GO): cytoplasm; nucleus
Molecular function (GO): protein serine/threonine phosphatase activity
Source: RefSeq, a predicted model, not a curated record